UUCAAGCGACUCCGGUGAGGGAGACUCCGGAAUGCCAACCUGUUCGGCGUGUAGAGGGCAAAUGGUGGUGUUUACCGUGCCCACAUUUUAUCUAACAGAUUGUGAUGGGCAGAAUGAGAAGAGUAGAACAUACAUUUGUUCAUUAGACCAUGGGAAGACUCCCUCUAUGUCUACAACACGUUGCAUUCACUCCCACACGACGAGACAGGUAUUGGAACUUUUGAUGACAUGUGCGCUGCAUGAAGGCAGCUGUCGUAAUGUACGGCGAAAACUUGCCACUCAAGGUGCUCUCUCCAUGAGAUUUUUGGGAGUUGGAAACUUCGACUUGCAAAUUUGGAGCUGCUUUAUACAAGGAGUCGAGGCCAAUUCAUGGCUAAAAUCCACUCCUUCCAUUGGUUGAGAAGUUGGAGCUUUCCUCAAGCCCUUCAUGCUAUGAGUCAAGGCCAUUCUCUGAAACUUAAAAUGAAGUAAAGACCAAUGUUGGGAGGAUGUGGUCAAUGAUACCCACGGGUUAGGGUAUUGACCAAUACUCACCUUUGUUGUAAAGGGUAAGUAUAAUUCCUUUGGCAAGUAAAGGAUAUUUUAUAUCCUUAUUUUAUUUUUAAUAAAAGAUGGAAUAAAGAUAUUAGAGAGAAACA
Molecule: messenger RNA, 638 nt
Organism: Physcomitrium patens
Lineage: Eukaryota; Viridiplantae; Streptophyta; Bryopsida; Funariales; Funariaceae
Source: RefSeq, a predicted model, not a curated record